This is a messenger RNA of Cornus florida, 1776 nucleotides long. RefSeq names its product UDP-glycosyltransferase 75C1-like. The record is from RefSeq and is a predicted model, not a curated record. The transcript has a single exon. The coding region runs from base 121 to 1503 and encodes 460 amino acids. NCBI's taxonomy places the organism in Eukaryota, Viridiplantae, Streptophyta, Magnoliopsida, Cornales, Cornaceae. Gene Ontology annotation, molecular function: UDP-glycosyltransferase activity.
UCCCUAUGGAAUUCAAUGCAUGCCCAUCAAGUCUCCUGAGUCUCAAACUCACAACCUUUUACAACUUGCAUUGACUAGUUCCCCUACCUCACCACCGUUAUCACCACCACCACCACGGGUAUGGAUAACCACCACAUUCUUCUUGUGACUUUUCCGGGACAAGGCCACAUCAAUCCAUCCCUCAAUUUCGUCAAACGCCUCGUGACAAGGGGUGUCAGAGUUACUUUUGCCACUAGCCUCUCUGCCAUCCAACGCAUGAACAAAACCACCCCAACCCCACAAGGCUUAACCCUCUCCCCCAUCUCUGAUGGCUACGACAACGGCUUCAAAGCUGAGGAAAUCGAAGAAGUCAUGACCUCACUCCAGAUUAAAGGUUCCCGAGCUGUCGCGAGUCUCAUCCAUGCCAGCAGAGACGAAGGCCGCCCCAUCACACGUGUGCUCUACACCACACUUAUCCCAUGGGUAGCAGAAGUGGCACAUGACCUUCACAUCCCAUCCACACUUCUUUGGAUCCAACCGGCAGCCAUUUUGGACAUCUACUACUAUUACUUCAAUGGGUAUGCUGAUGUUAUUACGAAAAAUAGCUGUGACCCUUUUUGUCCCAUUGAACUGCCAGGACUUCCAUUGCUCACUAGCCGUGACAUUCCUUCCUUUUUACUCCCUACAGACUCCUUCAAAUAUGCACUCCCAGCAUUCAAAAAGCACAUAGAGAUACUCGAUGCCCAAACAAAUCCACAAGUACUAGUAAAUACAUUCGACGCUUUGGAAUUUGAUACUCUAAGAGCUAUCAAAAAGCUCAACAUGAUUCCAAUUGGGCCUUUAGUCCCAUCAGCGUUUUUGGACGGAAAAGAUCCAUCUGAUACUUCAAAUGAAGGCGAUAUGUUUCAGAAGUCGACGGAGUAUGUAGAGUGGUUGAACUCAAAGCCUCAGUCGUCUGUUGUUUAUUUAUCAUUCGGAAGCAUUUCCGUGUUUUCAAAGAAACAAAGGGAAGAGAUGGCAUACGGGUUGUUGGAAAGCCAAAGGCCCUUUUUGUGGGUGGUGAGAAAAACUGAUCAAUAUGGUGAGAAGGUCGAACACGAAGUAAGUUGCAUGGAGGAAUUGGAGAAGCAAGGGAUGAUAGUGCCAUGGUGUUCUCAAGUGGAGGUUCUGUCACACCCAUCACUGGGAUGUUUCGUGACGCAUUGUGGGUGGAAUUCUACGUUGGAGAGUUUGGUUUCCGGGGUUCCAAUGGUGGCGUUUCCACAGUGGACGGAUCAGGGGACUAACGCAAAGCUGAUCACAGAUGUUUGGAAGACCGGGGUGAGGGUGACGAUAAAUGAAGAAGGAAUAGCUGAGAGGGAAGAGUUUAAGAGGUGCAUAGAUAUGGCGAUGGGGGAUGAAGAGAAAGGGAAAGAAAUGAGAGGAAAUGCCAAGAAAUGGAAGGAAUUGGCAAGGGAAGCUGUGAAGGAAGGUGGGUCCUCGGACAUGAAUCUUAAAGCCUUUGUCAGUGAAAUUGGAAAUUAAUUAAAAGCUUGUUUAGGAAUUAGUAGGAUGAACUUUGUUCUUGAUCGAAUCUUCGUUUUGUUCAUUUUGGUUUGUUGUUACAUUUGUAAUUCAUGUGAUACGUGCCUAAAAGGUCAUGUCUUUGGCAUGCAAAUUUAGAAUCAAUUAAAAAUAAGAGAGUGCAUUUGUAACAUGAACUAGCUUCAUUUUCAUAUUAUAUAUAUGUAUAGAUGUGGAGAGAUUUCAAAUGUAGAGAUAAAGAGAACACUGAUGUUUUUCAUAUGCUUCGCUAGU